UCAAUGAAUUUUGUUGGCUGAGUCUUUUGUAUCUCACUCACAAAUCCUGUGUGAUCUUCUAUAUGGAUUCGAACUCUCCUCGUGUCCCCCCUGUAGCGUACUUGGAAUGGAUUCUCCCGUAGCCUGGGCGGCGCACCACAAUAAAUCCAGCUGUGCACAGAACUCACUACUGCAGUUCGCAGCCUGGUCCCCUGGAGGUGAGGGCUCGCGCUUUGAGACAACUCCGAGCUGAGGUUGCUGCUACCUCGGAGAUAACUUACGGGGCGAUCUUAUCUCGGUUGUCGGAUCAGGUAUCCUGCGGAAAGAUUACUUGGUCCUCACCGACACCAGAUGUUAACUUUUUAGAUACCUGCCUACUUCGAGUCUGUCUUUUCCUAGUGGGAAAUAAUUUACACAUCGCCUCAACCAGAAUUUUCUACCCCUUCUUCACCCCUCACCAAUUUUACUCAUAACCUUUGAAGGGAACAUGCCAUAUUCUACUUGUAUUAUACUUAUUUUCUUGUCUAUAUUGCAAACUACCAGGGGCAGUUUCUAUGCCAGUUUUCCUACUUUUACCAGCGAGCAUUUUCUGGACAAGAGAUGUGCAAAUUAAGUGAGUGAAUGAUUUUGUAAAUGUUGCUCAAGAAGAGCAAAGUAGGAUUUUGAUAUAAGAAAAAAGCCCUAAGGAACCUUUUGAAGUUACCACCACAAGAAGCAAUCAUGCCUGCUGGAGUAGGGAAGACAGACAUGGAAAGGAUUGGCCUCUUCAGUGAGAUGGGAUAUACUACUAUUGGUGAUAAAUAUGUAUCACCAUUUAAUCGACCCUUUAAUGAAGCUGCAAGCAAAAAUAGACAGAUGCUACCUGGGGGAUCCAAAGCAAUGUCACAUCUCCAGGCAGGUUAUUUUGAUUCCCAGUUUGCAAGGAUUUUUGAAGGUGAAGGCUAUGUAAAUAUGAAUCAAGUGAGGAGACGAUAUAUGAUGGAAGAAGCCAAAAAAAAUCUAAGCAAAGCCUUCCUUCCUAGUAGCGGAGAGAAAAAGCUAUGUGGAUUAGGAAGCUACUAUGGAACAAUAGGUGGUCCAGUACCAUUCUUCAGUGCAGAGUUAAAACACAGGGACAAGUAUGAGGCACCUGGAAAGAAUUUAUACACAAACCCAGGAAAGAAAGGAACAGGAUACGGCUAUGCAAAUGUUACCAUAGGCAAACAAUUUUCACAUUCUGCUGAUUUCUAUGAUGAAGCAAAGCUAAAUUAUAAGAAAGCAAAUGAAGAACACCAUCGUUUAUUGAAAGGGACACCUUUCAAGUUAAAUCUUUAUCCAAGGGAAUAUUUUGACACUAAUGCUUAUUUUUCUGAUAAACCUUUACCUCCAAUUAAAACUGAAGAGAAGAAAAAAUUACUUCCAAAUCCUUUUAAACCUUCUUCUCCUGGUAAAAAGGCUGGUGGAAUGAAGGCAGGAACCUUUGAAGCUUACCCAUCACAUUCUGCUGACCCUUAUGUGGUUAAAUUGGAAAAGGAGAUUUCCAGGAAAGACGCUAAGAUUUUCCAUCCAUCAGGUGGACCAAAAAGCAGACCAACUGAAAGUAUAAUGGCUCUGAAUGUCAGAAGGGCACUGAAUAGGAAGAACUACAAGAAUGCUUCAGUCCAGGCAUAUUAGCAACUAAAAGACAAGUAUCUUCCUAGAUCCCAACCACUCAUUAUCAAGAGAUGAUUAUUUGAAAAAGAUUGAAAAGUUUGUGGAACAGAUAGCCCAUGCAUUUAAAAGAAAUUUAAAACCACAGCUGUGAUUUUUCUUUCUGACUUUAGUAUUGCUACUUUACUAAUAUCACUUGCUAAUAAUAUGUGAUUGCUGACUUAUGGUUUUAGAUCUAUGUUUCUAAGCACAACAUAAUGUUUAGAAAUUUUAUAAAAUCUUAAAAUGUAUUCUAUCAUUUAAAAGCUUUUAUUCCUAAUGUUAAAACAUUGUAGGGGUAGAGGGAGGGAGCUGGAGUCAGGGUAGAAGUUAUAUAGCAAAUUCUUGUAUGUUCUUAGAGGUACGUAUUUGAAAAAUGUAUCAAUAGUUACCUAAGGGUCAUAGCCUAUCGAAAUACUCAAUAUCAGAGAUAAAUAUUUUUAAAUCCAUUUAUACUGCUGAUUCAUGUAUAUAUUUACCUUACUGAGACAAAUGUUUAAAUAUAUGUAGUAUUGUCUUCUUUUUAUAACUUAUGCAAAUAAUCAGAUUAUUUACACAAUGGCACCUGACAUGAGUUGAGGAGGAUGGGAUGCACUUGUUGGUUUGGUUCAGUAUCUAUGAUUUCAAGCAGGAUGAGCAUUGUCUCUGGUGUCCUCUAAUGCUCUUCUCCAGAUGUCCAGAGCUAGAGGAUAGCAUCCUACCUCAAUCCUGUCUUGAGUUGCCACAUUCUCGCUUCUCCUUCACCUGGCAAUACCCUUUUUUGGGGGGGUACUGGGGAUCGAACUCAGGACCUUGCACUUGCAAGGCAGGCGCAGUGCCACUGAGCUAAAUCCCCAGCCGUACUCUUUUUAAAAUGUCUGUUCUUAAAAUAUAUUAUAUAUUACUGGAAUUCAUAGGGAGAUCAAUAAACACAGUCUUCAUUCAAUGGGGGCUGGGGUGGGUAGCAUUUUUUACUAAAUGCUACUAAAAUAUGUUGGGGAAGUUAUUUUCUAUUAGUGGUGCUUGGUUAAUGCUUAUCCCUCUAUCAGGUUAGGCUUCUCAGAGCUGGAAAUCAGUCUGUAGAGAGGCUGUAAGACUCUUCUUCCUUUGAGCUCAUUUUUUUUUCCAGUAAGGGGAAGCUAUAUUAAGCCAGAUUGUUUUUGGAGACAGGAUCUUGAUAUGUAGUUCAGACUGGCCUUGAAGUUAGUAUGUGGCCCAUCAAACUCACUACGAUCUUCCUGGUUCAGCCUCCCAAGUGCUGGGAUUACAGGUGUGCAUUACCAUGCCCACCUGACUUUUGAAAGGGGUGAAGGUAGUUAGUACAUAGAAAUUUUACUAUUGAUAAAUUUGUUUUAUAAGUUUUCAUGUUUUAUAAUUAAUCAGUGGUCAGUGGACAUCUAAAAAACACCACCACAAGUACAAUGUACUUUAAAGGUGCCAUUUGUGUCCUGAAUAGGAAUAGCUUUACCAGGUCCACAUAACUGAAUCAGAUUUAUAGUUUUAUAUUGAUAAUAUUACCAAAUAAGCCUUAUAAAUAUAUGUAUCAUUUUGAGAUAAUGUAUUUAUAUUUAUAGACUAUAUUAAAACUAUAUAACUGCCUAUUUUAA
Molecule: messenger RNA, 3233 nt
Organism: Heterocephalus glaber (naked mole-rat)
Lineage: Eukaryota; Metazoa; Chordata; Mammalia; Rodentia; Bathyergidae
Gene: Cfap96
Product: cilia and flagella associated protein 96
Cellular component (GO): centrosome; cytoplasmic microtubule
Source: RefSeq, a predicted model, not a curated record